Messenger RNA from Aspergillus thermomutatus, 1098 nucleotides. RefSeq lists its product as uncharacterized. The record is from RefSeq and is a predicted model, not a curated record. Lineage: Eukaryota; Fungi; Ascomycota; Eurotiomycetes; Eurotiales; Aspergillaceae. Bases 1 to 1098 code for a protein of 365 amino acids. The transcript has 2 exons.
AUGGAGGCCCUCAAACCCCAUGGUGGUGGUGUGAUGGACGCGUCGACUCCGGUCGCGCCCGAGGAAGUGAUGGACGUCCCAGACGCCCCGGAUACCCCAACACCAAACCGCUGGAGGCCUGAGGAGAUGAUAGGGUCUCUUAAUGAGACAAUUAGCCUGGUUGCAACUCGGUCAGGCAAUAUAUCAGGGUCCAUUAGGGCCCCAAGCCGGGCCAGCGAGACCCGAAACGGAAUCAAACGCAAGACCUUGAAGAAAGCCUACCAGGACAGUCUAGAACAACUACAGGCACAGGUGACAGAGGAACUGCAAAGCUGGAAGGCCCAGCAACAAAUACGUGAAGGCCUUUACACGGGACAGAUUGCCGAACUUGAAACCGAGGUUAGAACACUCCGUACAGAGCUUAGAGAAGCCCAACAAGCUAUACAAAGGCAUGGAGUAAUGGACCAGACGAAGCAACUGGCCAGAAGCCAGGGUCAGGCCCAGGUCCAAACUGAACUGCCAAAACACACGCCAAAGCCUAGCCGGACACUGAAUCAGAAACAGACAACCUUUGCAGAUAUAGCAGCCCUGCUAGCUACCACUCCAGGAGGCCAAGGAUGGCAGGAAGUUCCCCAGAAAAAGAAGAAACUGCAAAGACAGGCAGACCCAAUCAAGCAGCCAGAACCUAGCAACCUCAAGCCAGCCAGAGAGUCUCCAAAAGAGGCCCGGAGGCUACUUUUUCGUCGUGAAAAGGGGGAAACAGCCCUAAGAGCAGAGAGGGAGGACAUUAUACUAGCUGUCAACCGUAGACUAGCUAGUGAGGGCUUCCCAGGAUUUAUACGCGCAGUUGAUGCGGGAUAUAGCAACACAGGGGCAAUCUCAGUUCUCUUGGAAAAGAAAGCCCUAGGAUCUAUGCUCCUUCCCAACCAUCAGGACCUACUUGUGGCAGCUAUCCGACAGGCCGACCCUGCAGUUAUCUCUGUCGAGCUUCCAGAGCAAUGGUAUCGGAUUAAGGUUCAUGGAGUUCCCAUCAGACGUUAUUUGAGCUUCAGCUUAAAUCUAGCUCGAGAGGAGAUUGAGCUAGGCACUGAAUUCCGACUUAAGAGAGACCCUACCUAG